Messenger RNA from Polistes canadensis, 2041 nucleotides. RefSeq names its product dolichyl pyrophosphate Man9GlcNAc2 alpha-1,3-glucosyltransferase. Gene Ontology annotation, cellular component: endoplasmic reticulum membrane. The record is from RefSeq and is a predicted model, not a curated record. Gene Ontology annotation, biological process: protein N-linked glycosylation. Gene Ontology annotation, molecular function: dolichyl pyrophosphate Man9GlcNAc2 alpha-1,3-glucosyltransferase activity. Lineage: Eukaryota; Metazoa; Arthropoda; Insecta; Hymenoptera; Vespidae. Bases 355 to 1989 code for a protein of 544 amino acids. The transcript has 2 exons.
ACCGAUAUAACUUGUAAACAAAUAUCGAAAGUUAGAGAUCAAAGAUUAGAGAGAUAUCGCCAUUCUAUUCGUUUCUGCUUAUACAUAGGUUCGCACGUUUAGUGGAAAAUCAACGAAGAGAGAGAAAGACUUAAUAAUUUGUGCAAAUAUUUAACGCUGCCAAUAUUUAAGAUUCGUAAUUUAAUAUAUUAUUUCUAAAACCAAAAAAUAAUAAUGUCGUAUACAAAGGAAUAUAUUCAAGAUAAACUAACCACAAAAUUGAAUGCUUCGCACGUGUGUUAAUCUAUAACAUCGAUAUUAAAGUAACAAGUAUACUUUAUUUAAUCGAUUCAUUGUAUAAGAUCAUAGUAAGAAAUGGGUCUGCGUGGGUCUAUGCAAGUAGUACUCAUCUUUAUUUUUGCACUCGUUUUAAGAUGGUGCAUUACUUAUCAUUCCCACAGUGGCCAAGAUAAACCUCCUAUGUAUGGAGAUUACGAGGCUCAACGACAUUGGCAAGAAAUAACCUUAAAUCUACCUAUACAAAAUUGGUACGUCAAUACGACGGACAACGAUCUAAAUUAUUGGGGCUUAGAUUAUCCUCCCUUGACUGCAUAUCAUAGCCUUCUAUUAGGUUAUAUUGCUAACUCGACCAAUCCUUCUUACGUUAAAUUACACGAAUCUAGAGGAAUAUCCUCUCCGGAUCAUAAAUAUUUCAUGAGAAUGACCGUUCUUUUCGCAGAUGCUAUGAUUUUUUUGCCCGCAGUGGUAUGGUAUGUUAUGAGCACACCAAUAAUUAAGAAUCCUAUAACAGAAUACAAUAAUUUGUUUAAUUUUAAAAGUAAAGAUUUUAUACUUUUAAGCGCAUUGAUUUAUCCUGGCAUUGUGAUGAUCGAUCACGGUCACUUUCAAUAUAAUUGUAUAUCGUUAGGAUUUUUCAUUGCUGCUGUAACAGCUAUUUUAAUUGAUUCUUUUGUAGGCGGUUCAUUUUUAUUUGUAUUAGCGUUAAAUUACAAGCAAAUGGAAUUAUAUCAUUCUUUGCCAUUCUUUUUUUACAUACUUGGAAAGUGUAGAAUCAAUAAGACCAAAUCAUUGCUUUUAUCAAUCUAUAGAUUAGUUUCUGUCUCAUUAACUGUUUUAACAACAUUUAUUAUUAUUUGGUUACCUUUCCUUAAAGAUCGGUACACCUUUAUGAAUACAGUUUUACGAUUAUUCCCAUUUAACAGAGGCGUGUUUGAAGACAAAGUUGCUAAUGUAUGGUGUACAAUAAAUGUUCUUUACAAAUUACGUAACACCUUUACAAACGAACAAUUGGCACAAAUCUGUUUGGUAAUAACGACCAUCGCUGUUUUACCAGUUUGUAUUAAUUUGUAUCUAUCGCCGAGAAAAGAUAAAUUUAUUAUUUCUCUUAUAAAUUCUUCAUUGGCAUUUUUUUUAUUUUCAUUUCAAGUUCAUGAAAAGUCUAUUCUUUUGGUAGCAAUUCCAGUGUUAUUGUAUUUUCAUAAUGAUCCUUUAGCAUGUUUUUGGUUAUUAUUAGUUUCUCAUUUUAGUAUGUUACCAUUGUAUGUAAAAGAUAAUUUGUAUCUGGCAUACUUUGCAAUGACAAUGUUUUAUAUUCUUUCUAUCAUUUGGAUGUGGUCAGAUUUAUUCGACGUCGCAAAUAAAUCCGACAAACGUGAAAGAAAAUUUUCCAAAGGAAAAACAAACAGUCAAAGGAUAUCGAAACAUAAACACUAUUUCAAUAAAUAUUUGUUUAAUUUCAUACAUAAAUUAGAGUAUCAUUACGGAUAUAAUUUCAUAAUUAAGACAUUAUUUUACAUUUCUAUGCUAGGAAUGUUAAUUUUAUCUUUUACUAUUCAUUGUUUAAAACCACCUGAAAAAUACCCAGAUUUGUUUGCAGUAUUGAUAUCCGUCUAUUCUUGCAUUCACUUUUUUCUUUUCUUUUUGUAUUUCUGUUAUAAACAAUUUAUACUUGUAGAUAAUAAUUUUGCGACUCGGUUAAAAAUACAUUGAAUCGAGGGCUUUCUUUCUUAAGUAUAAUGUAAUUGCUUAUUUUUAGUUUUAU